This is a messenger RNA of Paramecium octaurelia, 1779 nucleotides long. The record is from the annotation of a GenBank genome assembly. Lineage: Eukaryota; Ciliophora; Oligohymenophorea; Peniculida; Parameciidae.
AUGCUAAAAAAAUUGAAAUAGCAAACUAAGGAUGCUUAUAAUAAACAUUUUGGGUAGGAUAAAUACAAAGAAAUGAAAGAUGAAGAGUCCAAUAACAAUUAAGAUUUUUCCAAGUCACCACUAAGUCUUCCAAAUUAAUUCAAGUCAGAUGAAUAAAUUGAUAAGAGUGAUUAAUCUAAUUGUAUCUAAAUACUAUUUAAAUAGAAAAUCAAAAUUUUGAAAAAAAUGUGUCUGAUGCUCCUUAAUUAGAUUUUAGCAAGGCCAUAAUACCAGAAGAACUAAUUUAGCAAAUGCAAGAAUAAGAAAUUCAACAGAUUGCUGAAGAGUAGGCUAAUAAAAAAUAUACUAAACAAAAAUAAAAUGAUGACCUUCCAGAUUUUCUCAAUAAAAAAAUAUGUUUAGAUGAAAAUGGUGAUAACUAUUACGAAGUGGCAGCCAAAAAGGCAAAAGAAUAAAAUAGUACAUUGUAUUAAUUGAAAACAUAUGUAGCAACACAAGCUACUACUGCAUAAAACUCAGUGAAAGUAAUUAAUUAUAACUCCAUUUUUUAGAAAUAAUUAAAAAAAUUAGACACUCAUAUAAAAAAUAAAAUACUUGAAAAAAAAUAACAUAUCAAUUUUUGGAUUGCAGGAUAGGUUGAUGCAUAAGUUGUCAGUUUGAUGAGUAGUAUUGAACCGAAAAUAACUGAAAGUGUCUAGAAAUCUGUCCCUUAUGAUUUUAUGUAAGGUUUUGUGUAAGAUACUGCAACUAAUUUAUGGAAGGAUUUCACUGAUUUAAUCAGAUUGGAACUCAGGGCCAAAUUGGAGAAAAAAUAAGUAGAAAUUAGAAAGAAGGAGACAAAAGGAGUGAUUUAACAUAUCAGAAAUUUUAUACUCUAUUCUCUUUACCCUGCAGAUCUCACUAAUCGUGAUCACAUGAGAAGAGUUUCAUAUCAAUUUAUGAAAGUUUGUUAAUUGCUUCCAUAUAUGGGAAUCCAACCACUGAUGUUUUGUAUAAUUCUGCUUUGUAUUAAUAAAGUAUGAAUACAUUAUAAUCCUAGGAUGAAGAAUUCUAAUUAGUCAAUUAUAUAGCUGAUUAUAAAUCUAUGCAAUUUAUUACUAAUGGAUUAUUUCCAUGCUUUCUGGCUUAUUUUCAUUAUUUAUUUUUUGAUUGUGGUCCUGGAAAUCAUCAUUAAGUGUAUAUCCUUAUCUUUACUUUAACCAUUUAAGUAUUAACUGUAUGGAUAGCUUAUCUCUUAUUAAGCAGAUCCUAUUCUAGAGGAGCAUUUUUAAAAGAAGAAUUAACAAUUACUUAAGAUACAAAAGGAGGCAGACUAAAAUACUUUCUAGUUUAUGAUCUAAUUUGUUUGAUUAUUUCGAUAAUAAUGUCAGGUAAUGAUUCAGUAUUAAAUUAGUAUUCUUAUAUCUUUUUAAAAUAAAAGAUAGUACUACCUAGUCAUUUGGAGAUUUGUUAUUUUUUACAAGAACUGUUUAUGCCUUACUUAGCAUUCCAUUUGUUUGUUUUAUAUUCCCCUUUUUUGUUAAAAUGCUAACAAAUGCUAUUCCAACCGGAUAUGACAAAUAUGGAAAUUGUAUUCCAUCACUAAGCACAAUAUAAAUGUCAUAUAAGGAUAAUAAAUUGCGAAGAUAAACAAUGAUAGAUAUUGAAGAAAUUCUAGAGAGGGAUUUGCUGGAUAAAAAUCAGAGCGAAGAUAAAAAAUAAGAAGAAUAAGAGAAUGAAGAAAAUAAAAAUGGUAAAAGGAAAAAGUAGAAAAAGGAGAUGUAAAAAACAAUUGGAUGA